CCGUUGAGUACAGACGUCUCUCUCCUCUCUCUCUCAAUUCUCUCUUGUCCCUUAUCGUCUCCAAGAAAAGAAAGAAAAAGUUUCUUCUCCUCUCAUCUCUCCGUCCACAGAUUUUCUCUCUUGUUUUCUCUGCAACCAAACAACAACGGAAAAGUUAUUAGAAUCCAAAAACUCCAUGGCAUCACCACACUCUAUUAUCUUCACCGAUCCAAAACCCUAAUCUCCACCAACUGCCAAUCAAUUCCUCUCAUCGCCUCUCAGGGGGGAAGAAUUGGCGGCGCAUGUGAGAUAAGUGGAUUAGAUUAGGGUUAGGGUUUUUGUUUUGUUAGUUUUGAUGCCGCCAGAGCCAUUGCCGUGGGAUCGGAAAGACUUCUUUAAGGAGAGGAAGCACGAGAGGUCCGAGACUACGUCUUCUUCUUUUGGUGGCGGGUCUACGUCACGAUGGAAGGAUUUUUCUUAUUCUUCCUCGAGUCAUUAUGGAUCCUCUCGUGAUUUCAAUCGUUGGGGUCCCCACGACUUUCGCAGGCCUCCUGGUCAUGGUAAGCAGGGUGGUUGGCAUAUGCUUGCUGAAGAAUCUGGUCACUUGUACGCACCAUAUAGGUCCAGUGAUAAGAUGCUGGAAGAUGAGAAUUGCCGGCCAUUUUUGCGUGGAGAUGGAAGAUAUGUCCGGAACAAUAGGGGUUAUUUCAGCCAGAGGGAUUGGAGAGGUGGUCAUUCAUGGGAAAUGAGUAAUGGGUCUUCUAACAUGCCUGUGAGGCAGCAUGAUGUGAGUAAUGAUCAUAUGUCAGUUGAUGAAAUGCUAAUGUUUCCCCCAUCUCAACCCGCUCAUUCUGAUUUUGUUGACUCAUGGGAUCAGCAUCAAUUGAAAGACCAACAAGAUAAUAAUAAGAUGGUUGGUGUCAAUGGGUUGGGCACAGGCCAAAGAGGUGAUAGAGAGAACUCACUAGAUUGGAAGCCUCUUAAAUGGACCCGUUCUGGAAGCUUGUCUUCCCGGGGGUCUGGUUUAAGUCAUUCAAGUAGCUCGAAGAGCCUUGGGGGUGCAGAUUCUAAUGAAGGAAAGGCUGAGUUGCAACCAAAGAAUGCCACUCCAGUCCAUUCCCUUUCAGGGGAUGUUGCUGCUUGUGUUACUUCUGCAGCACCAUCUGAAGAGAUUUCUUCUAGGAAGAAGGCACGCCUUGGAUGGGGUGAAGGGCUGGCAAAGUAUGAGAAGAAGAAAGUUGAAGGCCCAGAAACAAGUGACAACAAAGAUGGAGCUGUCGUUUCUGCUAAUAAUGUAGAGUCCAUUCAUUAUCAAACUUCAAACUUGGCUGAAAAGAGCCACGGAGUAAUGGGCUUUUCAGACUGUGCAUCUCCUGCUACGCCCUCCUCUGUUGCUUGUAGUUCAUCACCAGGUUUAGAGGAGAAAACAUUUGUGAAGUCAACAAAUGCUGAUAACGUUGUUGGUAAUUCAUGUGGUUCACCUGGUGUUGGUUCUCAAAGUCAAAUUGAGGGAUUGUGUUUUAAUUUAGAGAAGAUGGAUGUUAGUUCUGUAGCUAACCUGGGUUCUUCACUAUCUGAACUGCUUCAGUCUGAUGAUCCAAGUUCUGUGGACUCUAGUUUUGUGAGGUCUACUGCAAUGAAUAAGCUGCUUGUAUGGAAAGGUGACAUUUCAAAGUCACUGGAAUUGACAGAAUCUGAAAUUGAUUCUCUUGAAAAUGAACUUAAGUCCAUGAGAUUUGAAUCUGGAAACAGAUGUCCUUGUCUGGCAGCAUCCAGUCCUCGUCCAUUUGAUAGUGAUGCAAAACCUUGCAAUGUACAGGGGUUUGCCUCUAACAGUGUCCCACGGCCUUCUCCCUUGCAAGUUGCAUCAUGUGGGGAUGGAAUUGUGGAGAAUGUUUCUUUUUGCAAUGGUGAGUUGGAAGAAGCUCAUGCUGAUGUUAAGGAGGAUGAUAUUGAUAGUCCUGGAACUGCUACAUCUAAACUUGUUGAACCAGUAUUUUUGGCAAGGGCAGAUUCAUCGACUGUCACUGUGAAAGAUGAUUUUGAUGCUAUUCAGUCUGCAAGGAUGAACUUGAAAGGUGUAGUUCCUUGUGCUGAUGAGGAAGUGACUGGCAUAUUUAUUUGCAAGGAAGAUUUACCUUCUGGUGAUGUGAUUUCAGACACAUAUGGAGAAGAUAAUUUAUGUAAUCUAAUACUGGCCUCCAAUAAACAAUCUGCGAGUAGGGCAUCUGAAGUAUUUAAUAAACUAUUGCCUAGUGAGCAGUGUAGGUUUGAUUUUUCAGGUGUUAUCAAUGGAUCCUCUUGGCAGAGUGAUGCCUUUGUUGUAGAAAAUUUUGCUAUGAGGAAGCGGCUAUUAAGAUUUAAGGAGAGAGCUGUAACCCUGAAGUUCAAAGCCUUUCAUCAUCUGUGGAAGGAAGAUAUGCGAUUGCAUUCUAUAAGGAAACAUCGUGCGAAGUCUCAUAAGAAAUGGGAACAAAGCUUGCGGACAACUCAAAGUGGGUUUCAAAAGCAUCGUUCUUCCAUUCGUGCUCGAUUCUCUUCUGCUGCUGGAAAUUUGAACCUGGUCCCUACAACAGAUAUACUUAAUUUCACAAGCAAGCUGCUUGCAGAUUCUCAGGUCAAGCUUUACAGGAAUGCUUUGAAAAUGCCAGCAUUAAUUUUGGACAAGAAAGAGAAGAUAGUAUCACGGUUUAUCUCCAGUAAUGGAUUGGUUGAAGAUCCUUGUGCUGUUGAGAAGGAAAGAGCCAUGAUCAAUCCCUGGACUUCUGAUGAAAAAGAAAUUUUCAUGCAUAAGCUUGCGACUUUUGGGAAGGAUUUCAGAAAAAUUGCUUCUUUUCUUGAUCACAAGUCAACUGCAGACUGUGUUGAAUUCUAUUACAAAAACCACAAAUCUGAUUGUUUUGAAAAAACCAAGAAGAGUAAACAAACUAAAUCUUCUACUAACUACUUGGUUGCAUCAAGUACAAAAUGGAAUCGUGAAUUAAAUGCUGCGUCGCUUGAUAUUUUUGGUGCUAUGAUGGCAGCUGGUGCUGACCAUGCUAUGAACAGUCGGCGGUUGUGCUCUAGUAGAAUCUUUUCGAGUGGCUACCGUAAUUCUAAAAUAACAGAAGGUUGUGAUGAUGGUAUUUUAGGAGGAUCAAGUAUUUUGGAUGUUCUUGGGAGUGAAAGAGAGACUGUCGCUGCUGAUGUUUUAGCAGGUAUCUGUGGUUCAAUGUCUUCUGAGGCCAUGAGUUCUUGUAUCACUACCUCUGUUGAUUUUGUAGAGGGCUAUCGAGAGCGGAAGUGCCAAAAGGUGGAUUCUGUUGCAAAGCCACCUUUGACAUCUGAUGUUAUGCGGAAUUUCGAUGAAGAGACCUGUUCAGAUGAGAGUUGCGAGGAGAUGGAUCCUACUGAUUGGACAGAUGAGGAGAAGUCCAUGUUUAUACAAGCUGUAUCAUCCUAUGGAAAGGAUUUUGCAAUGAUCUCCCAUUUUGUCAGGACAAGAACUAGGGACCAGUGCAAGGUGUUUUUUAGCAAGGCCAGGAAGUGCCUUGGACUGGAUUUGAUGCAUCCUGGACAUAGAAAUUUUGGAACACCAGUUAGCGAUGUUGGAAAUGGAGGUGGGAGUGACACAGAAGAUGCCUGUGCUAUAGAGACUGGAUCUGCUAUUUCCAGUGAUAAACUAGACUCUAAGAUUGAUGAGGACUUGCUGCCGUCUGUCAUGAAUACAGAGCAUAAUGAAUCUGAUGCAGAGGAGAGGGUUAGGUUGCAUUCUGACCCGGAUGGAACUGAAGACAAUAAUGCAUCUGGGAUAUUAGAUCAGAAUGAUUCCAAGAUUGUGGAUAAAAUGGUUUCUGAUCCAGCUGAGGCGGGGAAGAGGGCUGAUCUAGCUUUUGUUGUUGACAGCAAAGUCCUGAAUUCUGUUAAUCAGUUGGAGUCUCUGCAGGCCCAGAAAGUGUUGAUUGUGUCGACUAAUGCAGAAUCUGAAAGAGAUCAAGCGGCUGACAAGACUGUUUCUGUUGCUGAAGCAGGGCCUGUUUUAGGCACAGUUGAUGCCAGCACAUUGAAUGCAAACACUGCGAUUGAGUUGAAAGCUGUAGCUGAGGUCUCUAAUGAUGUUACUGGACAAGAACUUCUGUUGCCUGAAAAAAGUUUGUGUAGCCCAAGUGGUUUGAUGCAAGUUUCAACCAGCAUUGCCUCACACCAUCAUGUAAAUAUGGAUUCUUGUUCAGAUAUCAGUCGCUGUUCAGAAAAUAUACAUCAAGUCUCUGUCCAUUUGGAAUCUGUGGAAAAGCCUCCUGUCAUCUCAUUGCCACAGGAGAAUGAUCUUUCUAUAAUGAAUUCUGUAGUACGAGAUUCUGUGGUCAUCCAAUAUGAGAAAAAGCAUGAACAACUUCAGGAUUGUAGAGAUAAGCAGGGUAAAACAUCUUUUUGUAGAGAUGACUACUUCCAGCAUCUGUCUGGUCAUCCUCUGACGAGCCAGAAUGAUUCCUCCCAGAUUCUCAGGGGUUAUCCGCUGCAAAUUCCAACAAAGAAAGAGAUGAAUGGGGAUAUUUAUGUCAGACCACUUUCUGAAGCUCGAAGCUUUCCAAACUCCGAAAAGAAUGUCACCUCCGAAAAGAAUGUCACCAGUCAGUUUGAAGCUGAGGAUUGCUAUCUUAAAAAAUGUAGCGGCUCAAAAUCUCAGCAUUCAGUGUCUGAGCUCCCAUUCCUGUCUCAACGUUUUGAACAUGGAAGUGAUUGUCCAAGAGAUCAUUCACGGAGGUCUUCAGAUAUGGAAAAACCAUGUAGGAAUGGUGAUGUUAAACUGUUUGGUAAAAUACUCAGUAACCCCUUGCAAAAGCAGAAUUCUAUUGCCCAUGAGAAAGGUGAAAAGGAGGCCCCGCAUCUUAAGCCAGCAGGCAAGUCAGCAACUUUUAAAUUAACUGGUCACCACCCUACAGAGGGUAACAUGGCUUUCUUGAAUUGUGAUCGUAAUAAUCAGCUUGGCCCUGAGAAUUUUCCCAUGAGCCAUGGAUUCUGGGAUGAGAACAGAACACAGACAGGGUUACCUGAUUCAGCUGCUUUACUGGCAAAGUAUCCAGCUGCAUUUAGCAAUUAUCCUGUGCCAUCAUCCAAAAUGCCACAGCAGACAUUGCAAUCUGUUGUCAAGAGUAACGAGUGUAAUCAGAGUGGCCUGUCUGUUUUUCCUUCAAGGGAUGUAAGUGGGACUAAUGGAGUGGUGGAUUGUCAAAUGUACAGGAGUCGUGACAGUACUGGAGUGCAGCCAUUUGCAGUAGACAUGAAGCAGCGGGAGGAUAUAUUUGUGGAGAUGCAGAGACUGAAUGGACAGCAAGCGAGGGGGAUGGUAGGGAUGAAUGUUGUAGAAAGGGGGGGGAUUCUUGUUGGGGGACCAUGCACGGGUGUUUCUGAUCCUGUGGUAGCCAUUAAAAGGCACUAUGCCAAAACUGAUCAGUAUGGGGGGCAAAAUGGAACCGUCUUUAGAGAAGAAGAAUCUUGGAGAGGCAAGGGCGACUUAGGCAGGUAGUAGGAGUGUUGAGAGAGCAUCUUUAGGACGCCCUCAGUGGCAAAUUCUUCCUUUGCCGUACUUUGUACUAUAGUUGUAUUUUUCAGUGGAAUGAUAGGGCAGGAGGCGGUUUCUUAAUUCCGUCUUUUUGGUAAAGUUAUUUUAGGUGGCUGUAAUAUUUCAGCUAUUUGUUGUAUUUGAUGGAAAAUACAAAAAUAAUCUGUUGUUGGAA
This is a messenger RNA of Populus nigra (black poplar), 5696 nucleotides long. RefSeq lists its product as uncharacterized. NCBI's taxonomy places the organism in Eukaryota, Viridiplantae, Streptophyta, Magnoliopsida, Malpighiales, Salicaceae. Bases 335 to 5485 code for a protein of 1716 amino acids. The record is from RefSeq and is a predicted model, not a curated record. The transcript has 5 exons.